AACAUGUCUGAGUGGAUAGAAACAUCCACAGGUAAUCGUAUAUCUGCCACGGCGCAGCUCAAGCGCCCGGACAAGAUACAUAUUCGUGGUAACUCUACCGUGGACUUGGAAGCCGUGCUCCACGGCGAUGUUGAGUUGACAGACGCUUCUGAUCCUGCCAUUACCAUAGGCAAGUACUGUUUUGUGGGUCCUAAAACACACAUCUGGCCGCCUAAGUUGACGCGGGAGGAAGGCGCCUUUGGGGUGUCGAGAAUUGGCUCACACGUGAUCAUUGGUCGUAACUGCAAGGUCAGCCUGGCACUAAUUGGAAAUCGGGUGUUGAUUGAAAGUAACUGUACUGUGGGAAAUCUCGCGAUAGUUUACGACUGUUGUGUAAUUAAGCAGGGAUGUACAAUUCCUGACAAAAUGGUGAUACCCCCAUUCAGUCUCGUCAGCGGAGCUCCUGGUAAAGAUUUCGCCGUCAAACCGCUUCUGAACGGGUAUAAACGAGCUAUUGAAUUGGAAUCUAAAGAGCUACAGAUAUUGGGCUACUACAGAAAUAUCAACUAGGAGCACUCAUGAACUAGUCGUGUUUUUCAGUGUUACCGAUGAUGCCCAUGGAGCUCGUGGUUCGACGAGAUCUCUUCUUGAAUCUCAAGUAUGCCAGGACCGUACCAAACACCGCCAAAAUGACAAUCAAAUAUCCGGCAAAACCUCUUUCAUGUACAACAUCCAUAAACCGUAGCGAGGCCCCGUAGGGGCUUCCAACGAGAUAAUUCUUGAGGUUUACUAGGUUUAGAUCAACUCUGUGAGAUACGAGUUGUGGGUCCAAGAGGUACUUCAAUACGAGACUGAAAUCCUCCGGUGUGGUCUUUAACGGCUCUCCCGUCAAAUCCUGAUCCCAGUAAUGAGUGUUGUCUUUGGUAACAACAAUAGUGUCACCUACGGCGUACUCUCUGGAGUUGACAUUCCAUCCGUGAUACCCUGCGAGGUUGGGGUUGGUGGUCAAAUCAAUGAACGUGAAAAGAACUUGGUUGGUAUCAAACAAAUGAGGCACUUCUUUCCUCAUGGCCUUGAUGAUCUGAACACUGUCGGCGUUUUGUUUCUUCAAUUCGUUCACCCGUUCUUCCUUCUGUCCUCUUUUUUCAAGUAUAUCGUUGAAAUAAUACUCGUUUUUGACAUAUUGGUACUGAUGGGCCACCAACGAUAUCUGGUAGAAGAUCUCAUCGGUCUUUUGAGGAUUUGACGAAUCAACGAAUGUCACAACAACCUUGUCUUGAUUGUUGCCAUUUUUUUUGUCGAAAUAAAGGGGCAUCAACUCCGGAGUCAACUCUUGGUAUAAGGGAAACUGAUUUCUGGCAACAAAGUCAAGCACUUUAUCCUUGUUUCUUAUGUCUUCAGGGGCAUAACUUUGAAAAAUAGGUGUAAACAAAGUAUUGUCCUUGAUGAUAAAGAGGGUUGGUUUGGUUGUCAAAGUAGUAGCCAAGUGCAUGGCCUUGUUGAACGUCUUUUUGUCCUCCUUUUCAUCAAAGUUGAUAAAGUUCACCAUAUUCUGAGCCUGACUUCCAAUGGCUCUUUCAAACUUGUCACUCUUUGUAGUAUAAAUGUACAUGUUGAAAGGUGAGUAGGUGGCAAAGUCCAACAAGUAAGGCAAGAUAUCUUUAUCCUCAGCAGCAACUGUUUUAGGAUCAUAAUAGAAAACAAUCGACACUUUGUUUUGGAGUGGGUAGUAGGAGUACAAAGGCUCAUUAGGUAAGCUUUUCCUAAACUCCAUGAUCUCAGACAAUGUCUUUGCAGACACAAUUUCAAACUUGUGGUUUUCAUAGAGAUCACUAGCAAACUUUUUCAACGCCUCCAAUGUUAUAAAACCCUUAAAAUCAAACCUGAUGGUGCCAGUGGCUUUUGGUAAAAACAUCACAAACUCCGGAGAUGCAGUUUUACUGUCUGCCAACUUCUCAAACCCAAGCUUUGCACACAAUUCCUUGUUCGACCCGCAACUGAAAUGGCUAGUGCCAACCGUAGUUAAGACUUGGUUCGAGAGUUUGUCCCAUAUCUGCUUGUUAUCCAUACAAUCGUAGCAACCUUUGGCGAAUGCUGAUUUGCCCGUGGUGUCACUAACCUUCCACUGCUUCUCUGUUCCUGGAUGAAACAUCACGAACUCGGGUUGCUGGACAUCCCCAGCAAUGUACUUGAGAACAUUGUCUAAGUCGAGUUCUUUGGAAGCACUAGGCAAGUCGAUAGCACCACUUGAAUACUCGGCCACUGCGUUCUUCACAAACUUCUUGAAGUUCUCGGGAGUCCUAACCAAUGACCGGGGGUAAGAUGUCACGAACUUCAGUUUCCCCGUCUUCAAGCCAGUUUGACGAUCGUGGAUUGGAGCAUAGAUUCUCAAGUUUGGAUAUGCAAACACCUCUUCUCUUU
Yamadazyma tenuis ATCC 10573 is the source of this 2400-nucleotide messenger RNA. The record is from RefSeq and is a predicted model, not a curated record. Lineage: Eukaryota; Fungi; Ascomycota; Pichiomycetes; Serinales; Debaryomycetaceae.